Molecule: messenger RNA, 633 nt
Organism: Knipowitschia caucasica
Lineage: Eukaryota; Metazoa; Chordata; Actinopteri; Gobiiformes; Gobiidae
Source: the annotation of a GenBank genome assembly
AUGAAACAUCCACUGUUUAUUAAGAAGCAGGUAAAACAAGAGAUUCAGCUUGGAUCUGCAGCCGUAUUCUGGAUGAGUUUUCCUACAGUGGCUGUCUUUUAUUUGGAGAUUAAAGGGCACAGCAAACUUCAUGACAUGUAUCAAGGCUCUCUAGGCUUGUCUGGUGUCUUACUGAGCAUUGUCGGGUUUUUGCUCUUUACUGAUACGUGCAUUUAUUGGAUCCACCGUUGUAUGCAUCAUAAGGCCAUUUACAAGUAUUUACAUAAACAGCACCAUAAAUUUAAGAUUCCGACACCUUUUGCUAGCCAUGCUUUCCACCCGGUAGAUGGCUUCCUGCAAAGUUUGCCCUAUCACCUUUAUCCAUUCAUCUUUCCACUCAGCAAGAUGGUCUAUCUGUCACUCUUUGUUUUUGUCAACAUCUGGACAAUUUCUAUACACGAUGGAGACUACCGCAUUCCUGGAAUACUCAUCCACAUAGUUAAUGGAGCAGCUCAUCACGUGGACCAUCAUUUGUAUUUCAACUAUAACUAUGGACAAUACUUCACACUGUGGGACCGUUUAGGAGGCUCCUACCAUUACCCUUCAGCCUUGAUGGGAAAGGGGCCACAUGAUGACAUCCAAAAGCUUGAAUGA